AUGUCCAAUCGCGAAUUCCGCAUCGUCAUUGUCGGGGGCGGAAUUGCAGGCCUAUCGGCAGCAGUUGCACUGCGUGCUGAGAAUCGAGACAUCAAAGUGCUUGAGAAGUCGGCCCAGCUCAAAGAAAUCGGUGCUGGUAUCUCGUUGCAACCAAAUGCUUCAAAACAAGAUCUGCAAGACAUUUUGAAAGAGGCAGCCAUUGAUCCGAAGCGGCCUGGUAGGCCGGUCAGUAUAUUGACUUCCAAGAAUGUCUGCUAUUGCAAUACCGCAGAGGGAAUAGUGACUACUGAAGAUGGGUCCAUCUUUGAGGCAGAUCUAGUUAUUGGCGCGGAUGGGAUAAAGAGUCGAAUCCGAGAAUUUAUUUGUGGCGACAAAAUAGACGCUAUGCCGACAGGAAUUUCCGCUUAUCGCUUUCUUAUUCCAAUGGAGAAAAUUGAGGCCGAAACUGAGUUUACUCGGCACAUCAAUCCUCGCGACGAGUUUACCACGAUGGUGCUAUGCCAUGACCGUCGCUUGGUCAUGGGUCCUAUUCGACAUGGCGAGUCAUUUUCAGUGGUCGCUCUCGUUCCUGAUGAAAAAAUGCACGAAGAUUCUUCUCACACAAACUGGACUUCAUCUGGAAGCAUUACGAGUUUCCUAGACAGCUUCUCCGUUCUGCCAACAUGGCUUCUUAAGCCUUUCCAAAAUAUCACGUCGCUGGGUCUUUGGCAGCUGCGUGAUUUAGAUCCACUGGAUACAUGGUUUAAGGACCAUGCUAUUGUGAUCGGUGAUGCUGCGCACGCUAUGCUUCCUACCCAAGGACAAGGAGCAAGCCAAGCCGUGGAAGAUGCAGAGGCAUUAGCAGCGUUUUUCGAAGACAUAGAAAGUCGCCCUUCCGCAGAGGAUGUUCAAGCACGGCUAGCUAAAGUCUUCGAAGCACGCUAUGAGCGUGCUACACUGAUCCAGAAGUAUUCCCGUCAGCAAGGAAAGCCAGCAACCGAGAAGAAUAGUAUUGAGAUUCAGAUGAAACCCGAGGAAUUCGCCGAAUUCAAUUAUUCCUACCAGGGGGCUAAACAGUGGCUGGAAAAUGCGCAAUUGAAGCGGAUGAGAAGCGAUUGA
Penicillium cataractarum is the source of this 1098-nucleotide messenger RNA. RefSeq lists its product as uncharacterized. The transcript has 11 exons. The record is from RefSeq and is a predicted model, not a curated record. Lineage: Eukaryota; Fungi; Ascomycota; Eurotiomycetes; Eurotiales; Aspergillaceae. Bases 1 to 1098 code for a protein of 365 amino acids. Gene Ontology annotation, molecular function: FAD binding; monooxygenase activity.